CCUCACCGCUGCUAGCUAUCGCCAACCCUGCUCCUUCCACAACACCAAGUGACAGCAUCAGAGGGCCGAGAGCUCUAGAGAUAAGCUCCUAGACUGUGUGGAAAAAGUCCGAGGAGCGAGCGCAUUACCCCAUCUCACAUCGUCGUUACAACUUGACUUAGCGCUCCACCUCCAGCAAGAUGUCGACCCCUGCCAAGCGCCGCCUGAUUCGCGACUUCAAGAGGCUGUCCACCGAUCCUCCCGGAGGCAUCAGUGGCGCUCCUUGCCCCGACAACCUCAUGGUCUGGAACGCUGUCAUCUUUGGCCCAGCCGACACCCCCUUCGAAGACGGCACAUUCAAGCUUCUCAUGACCUUCGACGAGUCUUACCCCAAUAAACCUCCCACAGUCAAGUUCCUCUCGCGAAUGUUCCACCCAAACGUCUAUGCAUCUGGAGAGCUAUGCUUGGACAUCCUGCAGAACCGCUGGUCUCCAACCUACGACGUCUCCGCCAUCCUAACAUCCGUCCAGUCAUUGCUCAACGACCCGAACUCGGCCUCCCCUGCUAAUGUAGAGGCGGCACAGCUUUGGAAGGAGAAUCGCAAGGAAUAUGUCAAGAGGGUCAAGCAGACCGUCGAGGAGAGUUGGCUAGAUGAUGGUGAAGGCGAUAUGAAUGUCGAUGAGGUGGAUGACGAGGAUGGGGAGGAGGCUGGGCGAGAGGGAAAUGCAGCCGGAGGUUCGGCCUGAACAACAGCAGCUGGUAAGGGCACAGUCAGCCUUGCCAGGCAGGAGAGGGAGGGCGAGACAACUAUCACCACACCAAGGCAGAGGCUAUCGACGUCGCACGAGGAGCGGACGCUGCGCUGCGUGCUCUGCCCCUCCAUCGUCGCCCGCUGAGCUGGAGGCGCGGCCGCUCUCCGG
Molecule: messenger RNA, 899 nt
Organism: Jaminaea rosea
Lineage: Eukaryota; Fungi; Basidiomycota; Exobasidiomycetes; Microstromatales
Exons: 3
Coding region: 180-725 (181 amino acids)
Biological process (GO): proteasome-mediated ubiquitin-dependent protein catabolic process; DNA repair; protein polyubiquitination
Cellular component (GO): HULC complex
Molecular function (GO): ubiquitin conjugating enzyme activity
Source: RefSeq, a predicted model, not a curated record